UCAUGGCGGUCCAAAUCCAUGUUGUUGUGGGUCAAAACCGGGGACCCUGGUCGCCCACCCAAACUGAAAUUUGAUCCAAUAGGAUCCCAUAGGGCGAUCAAGCUUAGGGCUUUGUUUCUUUGACCCACGGCCGCUCCUUCUAUCAAGUCAGCGUCCAACGACGUGGACUGGUGGACUCACGUGGCACUUCCGGGCUUCCGCGCUUCCGGUCGUCGUCCGGUCGACCGGCUUCGGGUCGUCGACCGGUCGUCGUCCGGUCGUCGUCCGGCGGAAGAUGGACAACACCAUCCCUGUGUUUCAUCGUUUGGCUGUCUCCCAAAGACAAAGACAAGGAGUGUCGGGUUAGUUUGCGGUUGCGCAGGAAAAGACAUCUAUUACUUGUACCAGGCACCAAAAACACACCGGGGGGUCUUGGACUUCGUGUAGCAGAAGAAGGCCGUUCAUCGCUUGGACGUUACCGUGCCUCAGGACUCUAGCUGCUUUGAAGGCUCGAAACAUAGGCCGUACACCCAGCGUCGGUCCAUUUGGAAAACCCACCGAACGUUGGCCAUGGCGCGAACUGCCGGCCUCUUGAUCCUGUUGGGCAUCCUGUGCCUCCCACGCGAGCUGAGCUUCCUUUUCGCCGGGCGCGGGCGCCCGCUGCACAUCGGGCGCCCCCAUUGGGUGCUGCGUGCGAAAGGGGAGCAGUCCGAAGAGCUGGUGAUUGGGAUGGCCUGUUCAGCGACCGUCACGAAUUUGAAGAAAGCCGGGGCCGACUUGGAUCUGCCUGGAAAGAAACCGGGCUGGAUCCAUAUCGGCCAACUGCAGGAGGGCUACACUGAGAAGGUGGAGGAUGUCUUGAGUGUUGGGAGGCAGAUCGAGGUCAGGGUCAUGAAGGUGAAAGAAGAUCAGGUGGAGGUGAGUGAGUUGCGAAGAAAACAAACAUAUAUAAUAUCAUAUAAUGUUGGAUCCUGAUUAGUAAAGGGGGGUCCCCCCCCCCCUCAAACAAAC
Durusdinium trenchii is the source of this 990-nucleotide messenger RNA. NCBI's taxonomy places the organism in Eukaryota, Dinophyceae, Suessiales, Symbiodiniaceae. The record is from the annotation of a GenBank genome assembly.